GCCGAGGGGGCAGAAGCGGCGGUGCCUAGGAAGCGGGCGGGCGUGGGUUUCUUGGGCAGGACGGAGGCGCCUCUUGCGCCGCCCCGUUCCGCAGCGCCGGGGAGGCGCGAAGGGUGGAGCCCGUCAGGUGUUGGCGAUGGCGCUGGCCGUGCGACUGUGGCGCUGUCUCCCUGUGGGCCCCCGGCUCCUGACCAGGACUUCGGGCAGCCGCGCGCAGUGCAGUCCCUGGCGAUUCGGCGGCUCUGAGGUGUUGGCACAUCCAGGACCUUUAAAAAGAGGCCUUUUCUUCUCAGCCUUGUCUUACUUGGGUUUUGAAACUUACCAGCUCAUUUCUCAGACUGCUGUGGUUCAUGCCGCAGCCAAAGUUGAAGAAGUUCUUGAACAAGCAGACUACCUGUAUGAAAGUGGAGAAACAGAGAAACUUUACCAGUUGUUAACUCAAUACAAGGAAAGUGAAGAUGCAGAGUUACUGUGGCGUUUGGCACGGGCAUCACGUGAUAUAGCUCAGCUUAGCGGAACCUCAGAAGAGGAGAAAAAGCGGUUGGUGUAUGAAGCUCUAGAGUAUGCAAAAAAAGCACUAGAGAAAAAUGAAUCAAGUUUUGCAGCUCAUAAGUGGUAUGCCAUCUGCAUUAGUGAUGUUGGAGAUUAUGAAGGUAUCAAGGUUAAAAUUGCGAAUGCCUACAUUAUCAAGGAGCAUUUUGAGAAAGCAAUUGAACUGAAUCCUAAGGAUGCUACUUCGAUUCAUCUUAUGGGUAUUUGGUGCUAUACAUUUGCUGAAAUGCCUUGGUAUCAAAGAAGAAUUGCUAAAAUGCUGUUUGCAACUCCUCCUAGUUCCACCUAUGAGGAGGCAUUAGGUUAUUUUCACAGGGCAGAACAAGUGGAUCCAAACUUCUACAGCAAGAACUUGCUGCUUUUAGGAAAGACAUACCUGAAGCUACAUAACAAAAAACUUGCUGCUUUGUGGCUGCUGAAAGCCAAGGACUAUCCUGCACACACAGAGGAAGAUAAACAGAUACAGACAGAAGCUGCACAGUUGCUUACAGGUUUGUGACAAGAAUGGAUAACUUUUCAGAGAAGACAAUACCUAAAAUACCUAACAGAUACUGCCUUUUCAUUGAAUUAUAAAGAUAAUACAUUAACCAAAACUAUCCUAUGGCUCUUUUUCUCAGUUCUUUCAAUGUUGUGACUUUUUUUUUUUUGAGCAUGAGAACUCCCAUGCCUGGAUUCACUCCCCAAAUUGGGCUGCACCAGGGUGAAAGCUGCAAGCUAGGGACUCAAUCCAGGUCUCCCACAGUAGGUGGCAGGAAUCCAAUGACUUGAGCCAAAUCUGCUUCCUCCGAGGGUUGCUUGGCAGGAAGCUGGUGUUAGGAGCUGUAGAGGAAUUAAACCCAGGUACUCUAAUGUGGGAAAUGGACAUCUGAAUUGCUAUGCUAAUCACCUGCCUCUGUUAUGACUAUGUAACAGAUUAAAUAUAUGAGAACAAAAUUCUAGAUUUCUUCGUAAAUAACAAGAUAAGUAAUUACCAUUAUUGCCAUAAGAAGUAUAGUAGUAAAUCUCUAUGGCUCAGGUGGAGAAGUUAUUAUGCAUAUGAACACGAACCAUAAUGGAGAGGUGGGAUGAGGGAAUUAAUGAAAUCACCUUUAUUACUUACUAGUUCAAAUAUUUUUAUUUAAAGUAAGCAAAUUUUAUGUUUGUCAUGUACAUGUUUAGGGAUAAUGAGAUUUCUAAGGAUUGAUCACAUCAGGAUGGGAGGAGAUCAAGAAAAAGUUGUGUGGAAGAGGUGGGAUAUAGGCAAGCUAGUUACCAAGUUAGAUUUGAUGCAAACUUGAGAUUUUACAGAGAAGGUGCAGUGAAAGUUAGGCAGUUAGGCUAUUGAGGGUUCUUGGUAUAAGGUAGUUAAAUGAUGUGUCCUGGAGCCAACUUCCAUAAGGUUUCCUUUUUUAAAUGUGGUAUAGUCUCACAAGUAGAUUGAAUUUGUUA
Molecule: messenger RNA, 1980 nt
Organism: Oryctolagus cuniculus (rabbit)
Lineage: Eukaryota; Metazoa; Chordata; Mammalia; Lagomorpha; Leporidae
Gene: RMDN1
Product: regulator of microtubule dynamics 1
Cellular component (GO): spindle microtubule; cytoplasm; mitochondrion
Molecular function (GO): microtubule binding
Source: RefSeq, a predicted model, not a curated record